This is a messenger RNA of Seriola dumerili (greater amberjack), 2097 nucleotides long. Its product is annotated as extracellular calcium-sensing receptor-like. The coding region runs from base 1 to 2097 and encodes 698 amino acids. Lineage: Eukaryota; Metazoa; Chordata; Actinopteri; Carangiformes; Carangidae. Gene Ontology annotation, molecular function: G protein-coupled receptor activity. The transcript is spliced from 6 exons. Gene Ontology annotation, biological process: G protein-coupled receptor signaling pathway. Gene Ontology annotation, cellular component: membrane. The record is from RefSeq and is a predicted model, not a curated record.
AUGAUCGGGGGGAUUUUCCCAGUUUUCAACAAAGAGAUCAGCAGCACUUCUACGUUCGAAAGGGAGCCACCUGGAGUGAAGUGUGCAGGAUUUGACCUGCGGGCUUUUCGAUGGACCCAAGUGAUGAUUUUUGCAAUUGAAGAAAUCAACAAAGAGUCUGCUCUGCUGCCAAACAUAUCUCUUGGCUACAGGAUCCUAAACUCUUGUGCAUCUCCAACAAAUACUUUACGAGCUGCACUAACACUGGCUAGUGGACCAGAGGAGAUAAAAUCAACUUCCCCUUGUCCUCCAGCUAUAUCUGCCCUCAUAGCAGAGUCAGGUUCGUCUCAGUCGUUAGCUGUGGCUGGAGCUCUUGGACCAUUUCAAGUGCCAGUAAGUUACUUCUCAACAUGUGCCUGCCUGAGUGACAAAGCUAAAUUCCCUACUUUCUUUCGGACAAUCCCCAGCGACUACUUCCAGGCAAAAGCUUUGGCAGCACUGGUCAAACGUUUUGGCUGGCAGUGGAUCGGGACCCUACAGUCAGACAAUGACUAUGGUCGAAAUGGGAUCCAGGCUUUCAGUGAGGAGGUGAAAAAGCUCGGGGUUUGUAUUGCAUUUGUCGGGACAAUUCUACGCACGUACCCUAUGGAUAAAAUUCUGGAUGUUGUGGAAAUGAUCAAGCAGUCGACUGUCAAAGUCAUUCUGGCUUUUGUUCCUGAGGGUGACUUUUAUCCCCUGAUGAAAGAGAUAGUAAAACAGAACAUUACUGGAAUUCAGUGGAUUGCUAGUGAGGCCUGGAUAACAGCACCACGGCCCUCCACACCUGAAAUCUACCAAGCUUUUGGUGGAGCCUUAGGAUUUGUGGUGCAGAAGAUGGCUAUCCCAAAUCUAAAACCUUUCCUCACAGGCAUUAGCCCUUACACAGAUCCAGGUGCAGCCUUUGUGAGGGAUUUCUGGGAAGUUAUGGUCACUGCUCACCUGCAAAAGGUACAUUUCAGAAAUCAGUUUGGGGACAAUGUGUUCUUUGAUGAGAAUGGCGACCCUCCUGCUUCUUAUGACAUUAUUAACUGGCAGCUGAGAGAUGGGCAGGUUCCGUCAUCGGUGUGCUCUAAUGUUUGUCCAGUUGGAACUAGGAAAGCUCAAAUCAAAGGAAAACCCACCUGCUGUUUCGACUGUAUCCCAUGUGCUGAUGGAACUAUAGCCAACUUAACAGCAGACUGCACACCAUGUCCACAGGAAUACUGGUCCAGUGAGAGGAAAGACGAGUGCAUUCCCAAAACAAUUGAAUUCCUGACCUAUCGUGAGCCAAUGGGAAUAGCGAUCACAGUUGUUUCCCUGCUAGGGGCCUCCUUGUCACUGGCCACGAUGAUGGUUUUUAUCAAGUACAGAGAAACCCCAGUGGUAAAGGCCAGCAACUCUGAGCUUAGCUGUUUCCUGUUGUUUUCUCUUUUUUUGUGUUUUCUCUGUCCCCUCACUUUCAUCGGCAGACCCACAGUCUGGACAUGCAUGCUACGCCACACAGCUUUUGGUGUGACAUUUGCACUUUGUAUUUCCUGUGUCUUAGGAAAAACUAUUGUUGUUGUUACAGCUUUCAAAGCCACAUUUCCUGGCAACAAAGUUGCAGGAAAGUUUGGUCCUGCACAGCAAAGAAUUAUAGUUUGCUCCUGCACUUUAAUUCAAAUUGUGAUAUGUAUAUUGUGGCUUAAAUUAAAUCCCCCUUUCCCAGACAUGGUUUUCAGACACAGCAAUAAAAAGAUUGUUUUAGAAUGUAACACAGGCUCUGAGGCUGCUUUCUAUGCAGUGCUGGGGUAUAUAGGGAUCCUUGCAAUAAUUUGUCUGGUCCUGGCAUUUCUCGCUAGAAAGUUGCCUGAUAACUUUAAUGAAGCCAAGUUUAUCACCUUCAGCAUGUUGAUAUUCUGUGCAGUCUGGAUCACCUUUAUCCCAGCAUAUGUCAGCUCUCCUGGAAAGUUCACAGUAGCAGUGGAAACAUUUGCAAUUUUGUCUUCAGCAUUUGGCUUAUUAAUUUGUAUUUUUGCACCUAAAUGUUACAUAAUAUUGAUCAAGCCAGAGAAAAAUACCAAGAAACAUGUCAUGACAAAAAAAAAUAUGAUUUCUUGA